AUGUCGAUUUCAACGAUUCGCCGUCAAGUCAAAAAUGUGGCGUACAACUUUUCGGACGCGCAGGUCAAAGUUCGUGAGGCGACAAGCAACGAUCCGUGGGGACCGUCGACGGCGCUCAUGUCCGAAAUCGCCGACUUGACUCACAAUCCAAUGGCGUUCACCGAAAUCAUGUCGAUUGUCUGGAAGCGACUGAACGACUCGGGAAAGAACUGGAGACACGUGUACAAGAGUCUGGUGCUUCUCGAUUUCCUCAUCAAAUGCGGUCAUGAGAAGGUGAGAGAUAUUCGUGCCAAAAAUGAGUUCCAUGCUCUGUCGCAAUCUUUGGUGAUGACAUGAGAAAACUUGACCUCAAGACUGGCAUUUUUAUUGAUUUUUGAUUUUGAAACGGGAUCUGUGAAAAGUGUGACAGAGCUGACUCAUGUUGUUGAAACUGACACAUCGAGAAGCAUACAUUUGCAAAAGAUAAUACAAACAAAUUUUACGUUGCAGGUCGCUCAGCAAUGCCGCGAAAACGUGUUUACCAUCGAAACUCUGAAAGACUUCCAACACGUGGAGGAUAACCGAGACCAGGGCCUGAAUAUUCGUGAGAAGGCGAAGCAAAUCACUUCGCUACUAUCCGAUGACGAACGUCUGAAGAACGAACGCACGCGCUUCAUCCUGACAAGAAACAAAUUCAAACAGAACAACCCGGGCGCUGUUGGAGCUGAAAGUCGACGCAGUCGUCAGCACCACGGGGACGCAUCCCUGGGUAGUUGAUCAGUUCGACAUCUCGGUUAAAAACAAUGAAACACUUGCAGAUGCGGAAUACGAAGACGCGCGUCCGUCGACAGCGACCGAGGAGGAAAUGCAGCUGCAGAUCGCUCUGGCUCUUUCGCGUGAAGAGUGUGAAAAGCAGGACGAAAUGAGAAAAAGCGACGAGGCUCGUCUUCAAAUGGCCCUGGAGGAAUCGCAGAAGGUUAUUUGAAAACAGGAAUUUGAUAAAGUUUUCAUUUAGUUUCAGGAAGCUGAUCGUCUGGCUACCACGAAGCAAGGAACUGUCAGCAGUGGUCAGCUGACUCAGUCUGCUCUCGACGAUUUGCUCUCGUUGGGAGUUGGAGAGCUGGUCUCCGGCAACAACGAUCAACCGACAUCGUCAAGCACAUGGAACAACAUAGGAAUGGUCGAUCCGUGGGGUUUGCCACAGGAGCCCGCUAAGACUGGAAACUCCUCGGACACUUUCUUCACAAACUCGAUCUCUUCCAACGACCCGUGGAGCACUCCUCAAGCGCCGACACCUGCAGCACAGUCCUCCCUUAACUCGGAUCCAUUUGCUGCCUGGGACACCCCUGCUCAGACGAGCGCUAUUGCCCCGAGUGGAACUUCCAUGUCCCUUCUUGGCGGAGACGUGAGCAAACAAUUUUAGCUUUGAUAUAUGAUUGUUCUUUUCUAGUUGCUGGCACCUGACAACUCUUUGCCUACUAACUUGGGCUUGUUGAACGGAACCAGAAAGACUCCCGAAAAUUUUUUGGGCGAGAACUCUAAUCUUGUAAACUUGGAUAAUUUGCUGGGAGGAUCAACUACUAGCCAGACAGGUAUAACAAUAAUAAUAAAUACCUCUUGAAGUGUUCAUAAAUUUCACGUUUAGGUGGCAAUCCAUUCCUGACUGGAGUCACUCCGGUCGUCAAUCCGUUUGCUGCUCAACAGAGAAAGUCGCCGACCUUGAACGAGAUGAGGGCAGCUCAGGGCCAAGCUCCUCCGAUUCCAACGAUGGCGCCGCGCGGAACUCUGCCACAAGCAAACCCAUUUGCCAAUCCCUUCUAA
Caenorhabditis sp. 36 PRJEB53466 is the source of this 1800-nucleotide messenger RNA. The record is from the annotation of a GenBank genome assembly. Lineage: Eukaryota; Metazoa; Nematoda; Chromadorea; Rhabditida; Rhabditidae.